This is a messenger RNA of Symbiodinium sp. CCMP2592, 1512 nucleotides long. The record is from the annotation of a GenBank genome assembly. NCBI's taxonomy places the organism in Eukaryota, Dinophyceae, Suessiales, Symbiodiniaceae.
AUGGCCCUGCCUGCAGGGCCUUCCACUUCUGAGGAAUCUGACCGGUGGGUGCAGAGGUACAUGGCUAAACUGCAGAAUGCAGGACAGGGCCCCCUCUUGCAGAAGAACUUGAACACCAUGUUCAAGCUGACCACAGAUUAUUCAGGCAUUGGGACAGCAGAGGAAGCACUCAGGGCAAUUUUGCAGAACCAGACCAACAACCCCUUGCCUAUGUCAGUGGAGCAUUCCUGUGAUGCGGAACAAACGUGCAGAUUCAUUUUGAUGCAGCACGGAGAAGAGAGCCGGCCACAGUGUUUGUUUGGAGACAUUCAGGACCGAAUUCCGCAGCAUGCUCAUGAUAUUCUCGAAAGGAAGCGGACGGAGGCUCUGCGAGUUCUGGAGGCAACAGGUCAUGAUGUCGGCAAGAAGCGCAAAAGCAGCCCUCAGAAAGGCCUUGCAGAGAAGUGCCGGCAGCUGGGACGGGAUUUCAUUGCUGAUGCCGUGCAGUUGCUGCAGCAAAGCCUUCCAAGCAAGAAGCGUCACCUCCGCAGCCACUGCUACGUGCAUGGCCGCCCUUGCUGUGUAAGAGUGCAUCCCCAUGCGGAUCCAUCAGGGGAGACAGGGUCCAGAAGCACCACUCUCAGUGUGGCAGGUUUCUGCUGCCAAGAUUGGUCAUCCAUGGGAAAUCAAUUGGGCUGGCUCGGUGAUACCGGUAUCAUUUGGGCUCAAUGGUGCAGUGAAAUUUUGGGCAGACAAGACGACUUUAUAGUCUGUGAGUGCACCUGCAAUUUCGAUGUGCGGCAGUUGGGCAUGCUUGUUUCGGCAGUGUAUGAGUUGCACGCACUGGAGGUGUGUCCUCAGACAUUGGGCGAACCGGUGUCAAGGCGGCGUGUCUACAUGCUGCUGAUUCACAGGAAUCGCUGGCAGUUUUGCGAGCAUGUGAAGCAGUCCUCGGUGCAAGAGGUGUUCGAUGAAGUGUUUGAGAGCAACGUGGUCAUGCCGGUCCUGGAGAAAUUUCGUGCUCCUCAGUCAGAUGUUGAAAGUCACAUUCAGGCUCUGUUGAAAAGGCAGCACAAGCCUGAAACCACCCGAACCGGAAGGCGCUGGAGCUAUCUGCAGGCUAGCACUGAAGCAACACGGCUGAACGUGCAGGAGCAGAGGAAGUGGCUUGAAGACAAUGCGAUACCUCCGUUCACAAACUAUGUGGCAAACCUGACACAGAGUGUCGACUACAUCCAGCCAAGGCAGUGCAUCCCAGCAUUGCUGACUCGCAGUCAGCUAUAUCUGUUUGGCAUCGAGCGAGCAGCCUUGGCAAGUGAACAUUUUGAAGUGCAGGGCUGGAAUCUCUAUGGCAAGGCAGAGCUGGGCCCCUGUGCAAAGCUGAGGAGUGCCUUCAAAAACCUGCCUCAAAGGCAUCAGAGGAGUAUGAGUGGGAACAGUAUGCACCUGCAUGUGUUGGGUGCAGUGCUUUUGUUUUUGCUGAGUCACGUACGCGAAGUGUGUGAUCGGACUGACAGCCAGGUGGAGAUUUGA